ACAUGAGAACCACUGAUGAAUCGUGUUUUUAUAUUAUGUGUGACAUGUAUCACAUUAAUAAACAGAAUUUAACUCUGCAAAUAAUUAAAAAUAGUUUUUUACAGUAAUUUGUACCUUAAUAUUGUUCAUUGAACAAAAAGUUCUACAAAAAUGCCGAAAGGAAAAACAAAGAAAUUUAUCGAUAAGAAAAAUUCAGUCACAUUUCAUUUAGUUCAUCGAUCACAAAGAGAUCCGUUAAUUGCUGAUGAAACAGCGCCGCAACGUGUUCUUGUACCUGUUGGAAAUGCACAAGCUGCUAAAGUCGAGAAAAAGAAAUUGGAUGAAGAUAAACGCAGAAAAGAACAGCAAAAAUAUGGCAUAUAUUUUGAUGAUGAUUAUGAUUAUUUACAACAUCUUAAAGAUGUCAAUUCUUUAACAGCUGAAUGGGAACGUGUAGAUAAUACAACCUCUUCAAAGACAAAUGAUAAUAAAGAUGCUCCAAAAAUUAAUCUACCAUCUUCUGUAUUUGCAUCAAAUGUAGAAGAAAAAGUUGGACUGCUUAACAGAGCAGCUCCAGUUUCUGGAUUACAAUUAGACUUAGAUCCAGAUGUAGUUGCAGCUAUGGAUGAUGAUUUUAAUUAUGAAGAUCCAGAAAAUCAAUUAGAAGACAAUUUUAUAGAAUUGGCUAAUGUUAGCAGCAGCGAUGGUGAAUUUCCACAAGAUCAAGAUGAUGGUCAAGCAUCUGACUUUUCAUCAGAAGGACAUAUGGAAUUAUCUGAUGAGGAACAAGAUGAAGUACAUAGUUUAAAUGGCCCUCAGUAUACUUUUAAAGAAGAAGAAACAAAAUCACGUUUUACAGAAUAUUCAAUGAGUAGCAGUGUAAUGAGAAGAAAUGAACAGUUAACACUUCUAGAUGAUAAGUUUGAAAAAUUGUAUGCAGCAUAUGAUGAUACUGAAAUUGGUGCUUUAGAUUGUGAUGAAAUUGAAGGAUAUAUAGCACCAGAUUCAGAAUUAGUUUUUCAGUGUGCAGCAGAAUUUGAACAACAGCAAACUGAGGAUGCUGAUAAUGUUGCAAAACUUAUGAAAGACAAAAUGAAAAUUUUGGAAAAAGAAUACUCUAGUUCUGAGGAUGAAAACAGCCUAGAAGAACUUGUUGUUGAUGCAAGAGAAAGAGAGAAGUGGGACUGUGAGAGUAUUAUUAGUACAUACAGCAAUAUUUAUAACCAUCCAAAGUUAAUUUCUGAACCAAAACCACAAAAGAUUAAAGUCGAUCCAAAAACCGGUAUUCCAAGAAACGUGUUAGAUUGUUCUGAAAAAUUAACUGCUAAAAGCUUAGCUCAGUUUGAUCAACAAAAUGAAAAUAAUAAACCAAAGGGACCUCAAUCCAUUGCAGAAACUAUGAGAUCAACUUUAAGUACAUUAAGUAUAAGACCAAAAAAUGAAACUCCUGAAGAAAGAAAGCAAAGAAAAAGAGCACUGAAAGAAUAUAGAAAAGAAAGACGAGAAGAAAGAAAAGCAAAUACUGAAGCAUUUAAAGAGGAAAAGAAACGUCAAGAAAAAAUUUUAUUAAAUAAUAAACAAAACGUACAAGGAAAUCGAAUACUUUAAUACAUUUGUAUUCGUUUUGUAAACAAACUAAUUCGUAUUACAUUGUA
This is a messenger RNA of Osmia lignaria (orchard mason bee), 1634 nucleotides long. RefSeq names its product LTV1 ribosome biogenesis factor (gene LTV1). Lineage: Eukaryota; Metazoa; Arthropoda; Insecta; Hymenoptera; Megachilidae. The record is from RefSeq and is a predicted model, not a curated record. Gene Ontology annotation, cellular component: preribosome, small subunit precursor; nucleus; cytosol. Gene Ontology annotation, biological process: ribosomal small subunit biogenesis; ribosomal small subunit export from nucleus.